AUGAAAAAAAUUAAAUCGUUAACAAACGAUCUUCUAAGUGCUAAUCAAGAGAUUGAGAACCUUAAUUCCGAAAAUUUUCGUCUGAAAGUUGACCUCGAUAAGUCCUUAAAAAUAAUAGACUCAUACAAAAGAAUAAUCACAUCUGACAGGAAAAGUAUGACGCCUACACCAAGAGGCAAAAGAAAGUAUUCACAAAAUAAGAUCUUUGAAAGUCCAGCACAAAUAACAAACCCAGGAACAGAUGGUCAAAGUAUAAAUAAUUCCCCAAUUCCCAUAACAAAUCGAUCUUUAGAUGAAUUAGAACAAAAUGCAAUAAAUAAUGACAACUUUAAUAUUAUGACAAUACCAUCUGAAAAACCCAUUAACUUGCCUGCCUGUUGUACUACAUUUUCAAAUAAAAUAUUGCAAAAAGAUAUUCAACAAAAAAAAGAAAUAAACUGUGAUACUCCUCUUCUGUAUGCAAGUAAAGAGCAAAUAAAUUCCCAUGAAAAGGGUAAUAAAGUAUGGAAACGAAAAAUUGUUAUUGUAGCGGACGAACAAGGUUAUAAAAUAAGAGAAACACUGCAGAAUUUUGUUGGUUGUGAGUUUAUAGUAACUUGUUACUCAAAGUAUGGAGCCCCUUUAAAAGAGGUGUUAGCGCCUGCAGAAUCUGAGUUAAGCAAAUUGAACAGCAACGAUUUUGUAAUAAUACUUGGAGGAAUUAAUGAUAAAAAUCCUCGUGAACUAUUGUUUUUCCUUAGACAAUUUUUGAACAAUGCGAGCAAACCCAAUAUUUUAGUAUCAGAAGUACCACGUAGCAAAUAUCUUAAUGAAAGAAAAUUAAAUUAUGAAAUUAAAUUUAUAUGCUCUGAAUUUAAGUAUGUUAAUUUUAUUGAAAUGAAUUAUUCUGUCAUGAUACCUAGGCGCAAAUAUUUUCCUCUAUAUACAAGCCAGUUACUUCUACAAGAAAUAUUACGUGUGGAUUAUAAAUUAAAAUAUGAGAUAUACUGUAAAAGCUUAAAAGACAUACCGGAACAUAAGCAGACCUUUACUGAAAAUAGUACCCAAACUGACAUGUUUGUCGACCUUGUAAAAUGUAAUAACUUUUCUGACAGUAGCACCCAAACUGACAUGGCAAUUGAAACACCUUCUCAAAUUAAUUCUACCAACUUUUUUCUUGUAUAA
Messenger RNA from Parnassius apollo (apollo), 1164 nucleotides. NCBI's taxonomy places the organism in Eukaryota, Metazoa, Arthropoda, Insecta, Lepidoptera, Papilionidae. The record is from the annotation of a GenBank genome assembly.